AUGUGGCUCAAAUCCUACCUAUCCAGAUGCGUUUAUCUAGUCUACUUCCACGCCUUGUCCAUGUAUGAUGGGCCCUUCCUCGCCAAGUUUACAACGCUUUACUCGGCGUACCAUGCAUGGAAGGGCGACAUCCAUACGGACAUUUACCGCUGCCAUCAAAAAUACGGCGACUAUGUCCGCUAUGCGCCGAACCGUCUCGCGAUCAACACCGCACAAGGCUUGCAAGAGAUCUAUGGCCAUGGCAACAAAGUUACCAAAUGCUCAACCUACAAAUUUCUCGCACAGCAGGCGCCAAACACUCUCACCUUCACAGACAAAGCUCAGCAUGGCAGUCGGCGGCGAGUCCUGAGCCAGGGAUUCUCCGAGAGCAGCCUGCGUCUUUUCGAGCCCAAAAUUCACAUCAAGCUUCAAAAGCUCGUGUCGGUCAUUAAAGGCCAGCAGCAUGAUGGCGAAUGGACCGUCCCGAUAGAUAUGGCUGCAACAUUCUCCAACUUCGCUUUCGACAUGAUGACAGACAUCAUCUUCAGCGCCGACUACAACACCAUGUGUGAUGCGAAUUUCCGCUACGCAAUGUCAGCAGUCGAGGAAUCCAACAUCCGUCUUGGUGUGCUCCUGCAGUCGGAGAGCCUUGCCACCGGCGGUAUCGACCGCAGGCUCUUUCCCACGUCCGUCGCAGCUGGCCGUCGGUUUGUGAAAUUUCUAAGGAUUCUUCUGAAGCAUCGAUUGCAGGCCGACAAGUCCACAGUCGAACCUCAUUCGCCCGACUUUUUCUCCUUCCUCGAGAAAUGCCGCGAUCCCAAUACUGGCAAAGGCCUCAGCACUGCCGAAGUGAGCACAGAGACGGCCACAUUCGUGGUGGCAGGCUCAGAUACCACAUCAACUACUCUGGCCGGCCUUGCCCAUUACCUGACGGGUUCUUCCAAAUGGUACCGCAACGUGGCGGCCGAGAUUCGAUCGACGUUCACUUGCCUGGAUGACAUCAAACUGGGCCCUAAGUUGAAUUCAUGCGUUGCCCUACGCGCCUGCAUGGAUGAAUCCCUUCGCCUUUCGCCUCCAGGGGGUAGCGCCCUGUGGCGUGAGGUUGAGACCGGCGGAGCUCGGAUCGAUGGUCAGUUCAUCCCAGAGGGAUGUGACGUUGGUGUUGGCAUAUACUCAAUCCAUCAUGACCCACGGUACUGGACAGAUGCCCUCGAAUUCCGACCAGAGCGAUGGCUCGAAAGCGACAAGAAGGGUAAACAGCCGUACAUGCCGUUCUCGAUCGGCCCUCGCAGCUGUGUCGGAAAGCCGUUAGCUAUUGCGCAAGUGAUGGUGACUUUCGCGCGGUUGCUCUUCGAGUUUGACAUUCGGCGCGCCGACAGUGCUCCGUCAUGGUCGGAGGAUGGGGUUGAGACUAUGCCCGCCGAGUAUGCUUUGGAGGAUCACGUAUCGGCGAGAAAAGAAGGCCCGGUGCUGUGCUUCAGGUCUCGGAGAACCAACAGCGAGGUUUGA
This is a messenger RNA of Zasmidium cellare ATCC 36951, 1488 nucleotides long. RefSeq lists its product as uncharacterized. NCBI's taxonomy places the organism in Eukaryota, Fungi, Ascomycota, Dothideomycetes, Mycosphaerellales, Mycosphaerellaceae. Gene Ontology annotation, molecular function: heme binding; monooxygenase activity; iron ion binding. Bases 1 to 1488 code for a protein of 495 amino acids. The record is from RefSeq and is a predicted model, not a curated record. The transcript has 5 exons.